UAUGGUUUCCUCUAAUGGAAUUUACAAUCUGUUGCAUCCCCUGCCACAUCUUUAAUAACCGAUAGUGUGUCCAUUUGGGAACUUGUUUCAAGCUGAGUGUUGAUGAAUCCAACUCCAUCUGCUUCACAGGUGGGAAUGAUAAACGCGAGGGAGGAUAAUGACUUAUUGUGCAGGACUGUUGUACUCAGUGUCACCGGGGACAAACCCUGUCGGGGGCAGGGAGGAGUGGAGUCGAUGAACCAGCGUGUGUUGGACUGAAGGCGGGGACACAGACAGGUCGUCGGUCCCUCUUGGGGAACACUGUAGUCAUUACUAGAAAAUGUAAUCUCGUUACUCAGUGGCAGACCGAUGCGCACAGCCAUUGGACGCAGCGAGGGUUGGGUUGGCCAGUCGCUCCUCGUUGCGCACACUGGAUAUGGAUCAGGACGCAGCGCGCCUCGCCGCUGUCUUCCGCGGACAGGCUGCACACCGCGGCGCGUAAACGGUGCCCAAAUGAACCACCGUCCUCCCGGCUCCUCCGGCGUGCAAUGGCUUAACAGGAGAGACAUGAGUGUCCGGACGGAGGACAGCAUCACCUUGUGCCAAAGGGCUCUCCAGAUCGUUACGGAACUUUGUCUCACGGGGCACGUCGACCGGGAGAAAUGUUCGGAUAUAUUCCCCCUGGAGAGCAACAUACAAGGUAAAGGAUACGCAGACAUCUCUAUUAGUCUGCUUGCUGUGGUCGUAGGUUUCUGUGGCCUCGCCCUGUUGGUAGUCUCUCUCUUUGUCUUUUGGAAGCUGUGCUGGCCCAUCUGGAGGAGCAAAGCUCUGUCAGCCCACGCUGAAAAUGGUCUCCACGUGGGCUUCCCCGAGGCACCUCCACCCAACUCUCCGCCGAUCACCGACUGCAAAGCGGCAGAGGUGGAGAAGAAGUACCCGCCCGAAGUGACGGUGAGCGGACGGAGCACGGUCAAGCUCCUGGAGGCGGCGAUGAAGAUCAGCCAGACGUCACCGGACAUCCCUGCUGAGGUGCAGACGGCCCUCAGGGAGAAGCUUAGCCAGCAAGCUAAGAUCCAGAGACAGACCACAGAGCCAACCUCCUCCUCCAGGCACAAUUCAUUCCGGCGCCACCUGCCUCGUCAGAUGAAUGUCACCAGCGUUGACUUCAGCAUGGACGCAGUGCCUCUCCGCCAGUCUUCGACAGUCAGCAUUGGAAGAAUAAAACCUGAACUCUACAAGCAGAAGUCUGUGGACUCAGAGGGCGAGGCCAAUGAGCCCGUGGAGACGUGUGGAAAGCUGAGCUUCUCGCUGCGCUACGACUACGAGGAGCAGGCUUUGGUGGUGAGAAUCCUCAAGGCCCUAGACCUGCCUGCCAAGGACUUCACGGGCACCUCUGACCCGUACGUGAAGAUCUACCUGCUGCCAGAGAGGAAGAAGAAGUUCCAGACGCGUGUCCACCGCAAGAAUCUGAACCCCAUGUUCGACGAGACCUUCUGUUUCCCCGUAGUGUACGAUGAGCUUUGCAACCGCAAGCUGCACUUCAGCGUGUACGACUUUGACCGCUUCACCAGCCACGACAUGAUAGGCGAGGUGGUGGUGGACAACCUCUUUGAACUCUCUGAUCUUUCUCGGGAGGCGGUGGUGUGGAAGGAUAUUCAUGCAGCAACUACAGAGAGCGUUGACCUCGGAGAGAUCAUGUACUCGCUGUGCUACCUCCCCACAGCAGGAAGAAUGACCCUAACAGUCAUCAAAUGCAGAAACCUCAAAGCCAUGGACAUCACAGGCUCUUCAGAUCCAUAUGUCAAGGUGUAUCUGAUAUGUGACGGACGGAGGUUGAAGAAGCGAAAAACAACGACCAAGAAAAGCACACUCAAUCCAGUAUACAACGAGGCGAUCAUCUUCGACAUCCCCCCUGAGAACGUUGAACAAGUCAGUCUGUCCAUCAUGGUGAUGGAUUACGAUCGGGUUGGACACAAUGAGGUGAUUGGUGUAUGUCACGCCGGGCCAGAUGCCGAGGGCCUUGGACGGGAUCACUGGAACGAAAUGUUGGCGUAUCCACGGAAGCCCAUCACACACUGGCAUGCGCUGGGAGAGUGGCCUGGAAGAGCAGCAAGCUUUGAGAGUCAAGGCUCGUGUCCUUCACCCAAACCUCCACAGACACCCUGAUGACCACAGGUAGAGUGAUGGCAUCACCUCUGUGAGAGAAAACAGACGCUUGUUAAGAGCUGCUGCAAAGCUGUGUUGCCUAUUGUGAUCAUGUUGUGUGCGAAAACUGAAUCCAUUGCAACAUGUUUCUUGUGUUUGCAAAAACAAGGUUGUGUUGAAAUUGUGUUUAUUCACUCAUUCCAGCUCCAGCUCUUCAAGGGCUCCACAGAGCUGGCUAUGCACAGCACUAACUGUCACUCAAUUCAAGAGUUUGUUUUUCCUACAUCUGCUCUGAAGUUUUUUUUUUUUUUUUUGCAGAACAUUGACACGGACCACAUGAAUAGUACACUUCACUGCAAGAUGUCCUCAGUGACUCACUUCCAGCUGAUCAAUCAUUAUUUCAGGCCCUGGAGUGACUUAGAGUUAAGAGUGGAAUAGCGUUUUACUUUGAAAAGUUAAAGGGCUUCUCUGCUCGGUGCCAUUAAAACAUUUACUUGAUUGAGAAGUAGUCAUUAAAUCCAGCGAGGCCUGAUCUUAUUUUCAGAUAAUUGAGCAUCUAUAACGUUUGGGGUACAUUUCCCAGAAAAUUGAC
Molecule: messenger RNA, 2716 nt
Organism: Paralichthys olivaceus (Japanese flounder)
Lineage: Eukaryota; Metazoa; Chordata; Actinopteri; Pleuronectiformes; Paralichthyidae
Gene: syt10
Product: synaptotagmin X
Biological process (GO): cellular response to calcium ion; calcium-ion regulated exocytosis; regulation of dopamine secretion
Cellular component (GO): exocytic vesicle; plasma membrane
Molecular function (GO): clathrin binding; calcium-dependent phospholipid binding; calcium ion binding
Source: RefSeq, a predicted model, not a curated record